GAGCAUCGUUCACUGUACAUCAACGCGGAGUUAUAUUGUCUCAUGACUACACAGUUGUUUGCCAGAUUCUAGUAACCGUUGAGAGAGAACGCAAGGGUAUCGCUUAACACUGUGAUUAUAGUUAUAACGAAGCGGCGCGAAAGUUAUCACGUAAGAUUUCACGUAAAGUUCUUAUUAAAUUUUUUAAGAAGCAAAUAAUGGAUACAUUAUGCCUCUGUCUAUUGUUGUUACAACUGUGUACGUUAACUUCGUCCCAAGUGUCGGGCCUAGAUUCGCCAUUUUUCCUGAAUAUUUAUCACCAACUUCGUAAUUCGGUGGCUGAAACUGUCGGCAAAGAUCUGAUACGGACAUAUACAGGACCCUCGGGAAAAGUUCAGCAAGAAAUACCUAUAAAUGUUCCUUUCCCUUGCAACGUGACAGGCGGCCGAUCGGCCGAAGUUCCUGACUCGAUCCAUCGUCUGAGACCGGGCGACAUAGACGUUGUCGCCGCGAUGGGCGAUUCUUUGACUGCCGGCAGUGGAGCGUUUGCGAUUAACUUCUUUCAGACCCUGAUUGAAAAUAGAGGCGUGGCAGGGAACAUUGGCGGUGAAGCAACGUGGCGAAAAUAUCUGACACUACCUAACAUUCUCAAAGAAUUUAAUCCCAAGUUAACUGGGUAUGCAUACGGAGAUUCUUACAUUAAUGAUCCAAAAUCGGGACUGAACGUAGCAACCAUAGCUGCCAUCUCUAAUGACAUGCCUUUCAUGGCCAACUAUUUGAUCAAUAAAAUGAAGAAUGACACAAAGGUUGAUUUAAAACAUCAUUGGAAGUUGAUCACGUUGUUUAUUGGAAACAACGAUAUUUGUAGCGUAAUGUGCUCGCUACCUUCCCCGCGGUCUAUUGUAGAAAUGCAUAAAAAAAAUCUAAUUAAGACUCUCAGGAUAUUAAGAAACAAUUUACCGCGGACCUUCGUUGCCAUUCAAUCGAUGCCUCAUCUAGAAAUAGUGAAUGAGAUAGAAGAAGGAAGAUUAUCACUUUUGAUAUACCUAAUCAAAAAUGUUUACUGCUCGUGCCUGUUUGGUGAGCAGUACAAGGAUCAAAGACCAGAAUUCUAUGAUAUGAUCGGCAGAUGGCACAAAGCAGAAGAAGAAAUCGCCGAAUAUCCAGAGUUUCAUAAAAAUGAUUUCACAGUGGUUGUCUUACCCACUGCGAGGAAUUUGGACAUACCUCGUGACGCCGACGGAUUUAUGGAUUUAUCAUAUCUAUCCGCCGAUCAUUUUCACGCAAGCCAGAAAUCUCACGCGCUAUUUGGAAACGGCCUUUGGAACAAUUUACUAGAACCAAUCGGUAAUAAAACAGAUCAUUUUAUUCCAUUGUUCAAGAAAUUCUUGUGCCCUACCGCGGACAGGCCGUUUUUGGUAACACGUGAGAAUUCACGGUUGAGAAAUAAACCUGGAGGAUAGAUAAUGACAACUAGUAUGAAUCAUGAACGUACCUUCCGUUUAUUGAUCUAAUUAUGAUAUUUCUUGACGGACAGUGAAAUUAUUAGGUAACACUUGAUUGCAUCCUGUCAUUUGAAGUACGAAAUUAUUGAAACUACUAAUGAUUUAUUUUUACAUUUAUUAUAUGAUUAUAUUUAUAUCGUAAUUAUU
This is a messenger RNA of Ceratina calcarata, 1631 nucleotides long. RefSeq names its product phospholipase B1, membrane-associated-like. Bases 198 to 1442 code for a protein of 414 amino acids. Lineage: Eukaryota; Metazoa; Arthropoda; Insecta; Hymenoptera; Apidae. Gene Ontology annotation, biological process: phospholipid metabolic process. The record is from RefSeq and is a predicted model, not a curated record. The transcript has 7 exons. Gene Ontology annotation, molecular function: glycerophospholipase activity.